AUGUGGUUCCGAGGGAAUCCCACUCGUCUUCAGAGUGUAUACUAUACUAUAAUAUCUAUCUAUCUAUCUAUCUAUCUAUCUAUCUAUCUAUCUAUCUAUCUCAGCCUGUUCAUUUCUAUCUCUCUCUCUAUCUAUCUAUCUAUCUCAGCCUGUUCAUAUCUAUCUAUCUAUCUAUCUAUCUAUCUAUCUAUCUAUCUCAGCCUGUUCAUAUCUAUCUAUCUAUCUAUCUAUCUAUCUAUCUAUCUAUCUAUCUAUCUAUCUAUCUAUCUCAGUCUGUUCAUAUCUAUCUAUCUAUCUAUUGGGGAAAAAUAUAUGAUCAAGUGGAAAAGUUCUCCCAACAUGCUGUUUAUUUUAUUUACAAACCUUAUUUUUUUGAGAGAGAUUUUUUUAUUUUCUAUUUUUAUUUUUAUUUUCCCCAAUAUUGUUUUUAUAUAUAUAAUAACUUAUAUAUUGUUAUCUAUCUAUCUAUCUAUCUAUCUAUCUAUCUAUCUAUCUAUCUGGUGCCUUAUGGCAUAUAAGGCAUCCGCAAAACUUUGUUCUAUUCUGUUCAUAGCCACUAUCCGCACCAGAUGUCUGGGUCGUCAGCGCAUUGCUUCCCUAUUCUUCUUCAUAGUCCUUUGCCCUUCGCCGUGUAGUUCUUGGUCUUUAACUCUUUUUUUCCUUCAGCGGCCCAGUUCAGUAUCACGUUGCAGUCGCUUUGAGGACAGUAGCCCAAACGAUGUAAAUAGUGUAAAUAUUCAUCAUCUAUCUAUCUAUCUAUCUAUCUAUCUAUCUAUCUAUCUCUUCACUGUUUCUCUUUCUUUCUAUCUACCGCUGUCUCUCUCUAUAUAUAUUCAUGUCCAUCUGUCUUCUUUUUUUAUCUAUCUAUCUAUCUAUCUAUCUAUCUAUCUAUCUAUCUAUCUAUCUAUCUAUCUAUCUAUCCUGUAUGCAUGUAUGUCAGUAUCUAUUCUGUAUAUAUAUAUAUAUAUAUAUAUAUAUAUAUAUUCUGUAUGUAUCUGUAUAUUCUGUAUCUAUCUAUCUAUCUAUCUAUCUAUCUAUCUAUCUAUCUAUCUAUCUAUCGUUUCUUUUUAUUUCUUUUCUUCGUGCUUUUCUUCUUUGUCGUCUUCGUUUUUGUUUGAUUUGAUAAUCUCUUUGAAGAUCCGUGAACCAGUUGAGAGUUUCCGUUUGCAGCAAGAAGCGGCAACUUACGCUGCCAGGAUUUUUCCUUUCGUUAGUAUGUUACUGUCACUUACCUAUCUAUCUAUCUAUCUAUCUAUCUAUCUAUCUAUCUAUGUCAUUGCUUUCAUAUCUAUCUAUCUAUCUAUCUAUCUAUCUAUCUAUCUAUCUAUCUAUGUCAUUGCUUUCAUAUCUAUCUAUCUAUCUAUCUAUCUAUCUAUCUAUCUAUCUAUCUAUCUAUCUAUCUAUGUCUAUAUUUCUGAGAUGAGUGUAAAUAUUCAUUCAUCUAUCUAUCUAUCUAUCUAUCUAUCUAUCUAUCUAUCCUGUAUGCAUGUAUGUCAGUAUCUAUUCUGUAUAUAUAUAUAUAUAUAUAUAUAUAUAUAUAUAUUCUGUAUGUAUCUGUAUAUUCUGUAUCUAUCUAUCUAUCUAUCUAUCUAUCUAUCUAUCUAUCUAUCUAUCUAUUGCAUUUAUCUAUCUAUCGUUUCUUUUUAUUUCUUUUCUUCGUGUUUUCUUCUUUGUCGUCCAUUUGAAAUCCAAGAUCCUCACUUAAUCUAUCUAUCUAUUAUCUAUCGAUCUAUCUAUGUCAUUGCAUCUAUCUAUUAUUAUCUAUCCAUCUAUCUAUCUAUCUAUGUCAUUGUUUUCAUAUCUAUCUAUCUAUCUAUCUAUCUAUCUAUCUAUCUAUCUAUCUAUCUAUGUCUAUUUUCUGAGAUGAGUGUAAAUAUCUAUCUAUCUAUCUAUCUAUCUAUCUAUCUAUCUAUCUAUCUAUCUAUCUGUUGCAUUUAA
Molecule: messenger RNA, 1938 nt
Organism: Acanthosepion pharaonis
Lineage: Eukaryota; Metazoa; Mollusca; Cephalopoda; Sepiida; Sepiidae
Source: the annotation of a GenBank genome assembly